AUGCACACAACUGGACCGUUGCGGCUAUGCAACUAUCGGGAUAUGGCCCCUGCUUCCUUGGCAUUUCUGGGAGUGCUCCCAACCAGUUGGCAUCGUCGUCACCAGAAGCAUCUCCAAGUCAACAGCAAAAGGCAUAAACCCAAAUUCCUCCACCAUGACGUUAAUAUCCAAGUCCAUCACUGCUUUUGGCAGUCUUUUACUCGCACAUGCGUAAGUUGGACAUUCCCCAUCGGCCGUCAGAACGAGCAAUGCGCUGACAAUUCCCCCGAUAGGUGCUACUCGGCCCAGGAGCAUUCGGCCCUGCAGUCGUUCCGAGCUGCCACCUCGGCGGCAUUGACGUCAACUCCCACCGCUGCCACAUCCCUGCCGAUAGAUAUCGCGAUCGAAACGGCUGUUGCUAUUCUGGUUAUUCUUGUCGGCCUGGUUCUCGGCACAUCCCCCCUGCGCCCGAUCCAGUGGCGCGAGUGGGCUGGGAAGAUUGAAAGGGAGGGCGAGGACGGGUUCAAGGACAACAACGGGCAGGUGAACCGGGACUACUUGGGCAAUCCGUUCGCGUACAUCGAGGGUAGGCCAAACUUUGUGGACAUUCGGAAGCAACGCAAUGAGUUUACCGAGUGGGUGAAAGGUCAGGGGCAAGAGCAAAAGUGA
This is a messenger RNA of Podospora anserina S mat+, 648 nucleotides long. RefSeq lists its product as uncharacterized. The record is from RefSeq and is a predicted model, not a curated record. Gene Ontology annotation, biological process: protein folding in endoplasmic reticulum. Bases 1 to 648 code for a protein of 215 amino acids. The transcript has a single exon. Lineage: Eukaryota; Fungi; Ascomycota; Sordariomycetes; Sordariales; Podosporaceae. Gene Ontology annotation, cellular component: EMC complex.